CAUUUCACAAUCAAAUAUUUUCUUUAAUCUAACAGGUUUAUCUAUAAUAACCAAUCAUGGUCAUAAUUUACCCUUUAAGAUACAAUAGUGUCUUUUCUAUGAUAUUAUUAUUGUGGAUUCUCGUAUCUGGUGUUUUUGUUUGGGGAAGACCAGCCACUUUUGAGCAAGACUUUCAUGUCACAUGGUCUGAGUCCCAUAUCAAACAAAUUGACCAAGGCAGGACAAUCCAACUUAUCCUAGACCAAGGCUCUGGUUGCGGGUUUGCUUCCAAGGUGAAGUACUUGUUUGGACGUGUUAGCAUGAAGAUCAAACUUGUCCCUGGAGAUUCUGCUGGCACUGUAACUGCAUUUUAUAUGAACUCUGAUACUGACUCAGUUCGUGAUGAGUUGGAUUUUGAGUUCUUGGGAAACCGUACUGGACAACCUUACACAGUUCAAACAAACAUCUAUGCUCAUGGAAAAGGUGAUAGAGAACAGAGGGUCAACCUCUGGUUUGAUCCUGCUGCUGAUUUCCAUACGUACUCAAUCUUGUGGAACCAUCACCGUAUUGUGUUUUACAUUGAUGAAGUUCCAAUAAGAGUGUACAAGAACAAUGAAGCAAAGGGGAUACCAUACCCAAAGAUGCAAGCAAUGGGGGUAUUUUCAACAUUAUGGGAAGCUGAUAAUUGGGCAACAAGAGGUGGAUUAGAGAAAAUAGAUUGGAGUAAAGCACCUUUCAGUGCAUACUAUAAGGAUUUUGACAUUGAAGGAUGCGCGAUUCCAGGACCAGCUACAUGUGCAACUAACCCAAGAAACUGGUGGGAAGGGGCUGCAUAUCAAGCACUAAAUGCAAUUGAAGCAAGAAGGUAUAGGUGGGUUCGUAUGAAUCAUAUCAUCUAUGAUUAUUGUCAAGAUAAAUCAAGAUAUCCAAUCACCCCACAUGAGUGUUUUACAGGCAUUUAAAAACCCAACUAUAACUUUGUGAGCAUUGUUUGUGGUAUAAGAAAGUUUGUGUGCAUUAUUGUGAUCAACUCAUGAAUAAAUGUGUACUUAAUUGUUGUUAUAUAGUAAGUAAGUGUCAAUUUAUGUGGAAAAAAGUUUUCCUCUGUUUCUGGCUAGACAAAAAUGAAACUGAUUUGAUUAAUAAGGUUGCCUCUGUUUCAGGGUGGUUUUGACA
Messenger RNA from Vicia villosa (hairy vetch), 1155 nucleotides. Its product is annotated as probable xyloglucan endotransglucosylase/hydrolase protein 6. Gene Ontology annotation, cellular component: cell wall; apoplast. The transcript has 4 exons. Gene Ontology annotation, biological process: xyloglucan metabolic process; cell wall biogenesis. The record is from RefSeq and is a predicted model, not a curated record. Gene Ontology annotation, molecular function: xyloglucan:xyloglucosyl transferase activity; hydrolase activity, hydrolyzing O-glycosyl compounds. Lineage: Eukaryota; Viridiplantae; Streptophyta; Magnoliopsida; Fabales; Fabaceae. Bases 57 to 941 code for a protein of 294 amino acids.